AUGCAAUGCAACGUAGUUCCCUGCAGAAAGGUGGUUCAUGCUCAUCAAACGUGUGGCGAGCGUGAACAGGGUCCCGACAACAUCUCAGAUGUCAUGUGCGACAGAUGCUACGCCAGAACCCAGCCCGAAAUCCCAGCUCCUUCCCUGAAGGAUAAAGCAAAGUAUUACGCCAAAAAAUUCACGCCUGGCGGCGGGUCCUCAUCCAAGCUGCAUCCGUACAGAGAUAAGCCAGCGCCUUUGUUGGACGAUCAAACACUAGAAGAGCUAUCUGAGGCUGCAAAUAAGAAGCAUCAAGCCUCGCAGGCCUCUUGCCUCAGUCAAUAA
Trichoderma harzianum CBS 226.95 is the source of this 324-nucleotide messenger RNA. RefSeq lists its product as hypothetical. The record is from RefSeq and is a predicted model, not a curated record. NCBI's taxonomy places the organism in Eukaryota, Fungi, Ascomycota, Sordariomycetes, Hypocreales, Hypocreaceae. The transcript has 2 exons. The coding region runs from base 1 to 324 and encodes 107 amino acids.